CAUCUUCAAAAUCCGUAGCGAUUUGCAAAACUGGGAGUGCCUAAAUAUAAUACAUACAUACAAUCAAUCUUGUAAAUGGCCAGCCGGCAGAAGAUAUGAUUUGGUGGGGGCGGGGGAGUUUAAACAGUGAAGAACACCGGAAAUUGCAUAGAGGCGAGGAGGAUGAUAUCAAUGGUGGGCUCAAAAGAAUUGUUAGGUUAGUUGGCACUGAGAAAAAUGAGUGUGUAACAGCAAAGAGAAGUGUGGUUGAGUAGCUGGCAAAUGUGUCAGACAUAUAAAAUAGUGGAAGCUAAUGUCAAGCAAAUUAAAGCAACCAGGAAGGAAGCAAGCGUGGGCUAUAUUUGUUAAUGUACCAUAUAUUUAUAAUCUACGUACAAAUCUAAUGUAAUGAUAAUAAAGUUGAGAUCUUUUUUGGGUAGAAUAAUAAUAAUAAGUAUAAUGUGGUUUAAUUGAGAGCAUGAAAGAAAAUGAAGGGGGAGACUAUGUGGGAUUAGGUUGUGUAAUAAUUAAAGCAGCAAAGCUGUAAGAGCAGUUGGCAGUGGUUAGUCUGUCUUUUAAAAUCAUACAUGUCACCCGUUUAGCCUGGGCACUGGGCAGGUAAAAGAUGCCAAUUGCCAAACACCCGGCGGCCUUGUUAACUUCUCUUCUCUCAUCAUUCUUUAUAUGCUUUGCUCUCACACCUAUCCCCUAGGGAGUAAUUUAGGAUAAUUUGAUCUAUAAAGAUCCUUGCUUUCUUUGCCAUUUCUGCAAGUGCCCACAGUGCAGUGGGUGGAUAGAUUUACUUCUUUGUGGAAUUUGAACCAGCAUUUGAUUCUUAAGGGGGAGUGCCAUCAAACAACCCAUUUGAGGGUCUGGGUGUGAGGUCCCCCGCUCAUUUAUCUCUUCCUCUCCACAAUUCCAGUAGUUUGAUGGUUUUGGGUACCCAGAUUGAGAAUAUCUAGAAAAGGGUCCUUGGGACUUUGCUUUUCUUGAUCCUUGUGGGGGGUUUUGGUUGAGUCUUGAUUCUAAGCUUCUUUUACAAGGAUUGGUAUAUUUUUCUUCCCUGCCAAAAGGGGCUUCUUUUACCUAGUUUAGGGCGUGAUCCUCAUUGUGUGCAGCUCAAAAACAAGAUUUAAGCCCUGCUAAGAUCAAGUUUAGUGUUGAAUUAGAGGAUGUGAAAAUAUAUGACACUUAUGGGGUUUGCAUAAACAUCAGGGAAAGAAAGGGAAUCUGCUUUCUUUUUGUUCCUCUGGUGAGCUGUUACUUACGCCUUUCAUUUCUCUCCCAUUGUCCACUUUAUGCCCUGAAAGUUUCGUACUUUCUUCUCCCUGAGGGGAUUACUUUUUUUUUUUUUCUCUCUUCUCUCAUCAGAGUAGACUAGAUCCAAGGGGUGAAUAGAGUGGGGGGUGCUGUGUAAGAUUUUAUGCCUGGUACAUUGGAUUUUUCCCUUUUCCUUUGUGUCUGUAAGGAUGCUGUGCUGAGAGGCUUCUUUUCUUUUCUUUGCUUUGCUUUAACCCUAGACCCCCUCUCAGUCCUAUAAAGCUGCCAGCUUACUUUGUUCCUUGUUGAGUCCUGCAAGGUAUUACCAGCCUGUUUUUGGUCAAACCUAAUUUGCCUUUUUGUUACAUUAAACAGGUAACCAUCUGGGCUUUGGUCUUGUGGUUCACCAUAGAAAUUGGGGCUUUGCCUUUUUGAAGGUGCACGGUGGUGUGUGUGUUCCACAAAUUCUGGGGUUUUGGUUUUGAAAAUGGGCACUGAGGAUAAUAAUGGUGAUAUGGGGCUCCAACAACACAGAGCUAAUGUUAGUAUUUCAAUGGCAAUGAGCUCAGAAUCCAGUUUCAGGUCUCCUCCUACUGGGAUGGACUCUCUCUCCUUUUGUGCUUCUGGUUGGGAUCCUAUGGUUCCAGUGAAUCAGAGCUUGCAUUACCCGGUUGCGAUUGAUAAUCAGCCGAUGAGUAGCACUUCUCAUCUUGUUCACUAUCCCUCGGGGGGUUCGGAUGUGGUUGAUAUGGUGCCCAAGGUUCCGGCUUUUGGGAAUGAAGGUUUCUCAGAGAUGGUCAGUUCUUUCGGGCUACCGGAUUGUCGCUUGAAUUAUAUGCACAACAUAGGGGUUGCCACUAAUCGACCCUUUUCCCGGGGCCAACACUCUCAAGAGGAUUGCUUGAAUUUGGAAGAGGCCACUAUGGGGAAGAAGAGAAGAUCAUCAGAGGCUCUUUCUCCAUCAAUUGCCAGUAAGAAUGUUGAAAGAGAACAGCCCAAAGAUCCAUUGGGAGACAAUUCUGAAUGCUCAAAAGAAGACGAAAAGAAACAUAAAACCGAACAAAACAAUAGCUCGAGUUUGAGGAGUAAGCAAGCCGGGAAACAAGUCAAAGAUACUUCCAGUAGCGGGGAACCCCCUAAAGAAAAUUAUGUUCAUGUAAGGGCUAAACGCGGGCAGGCUACAAACAGCCACAGCCUUGCCGAAAGGGUGAGACGAGAAAGGAUCAGUGAAAGAAUGAGAUUGCUUCAAGAACUAGUUCCGGGCUGCAAUAAGAUCACUGGGAAAGCGGUGAUGCUUGACGAGAUUAUUAACUAUGUGCAGUCACUUCAGCAACAAGUCGAGUUUCUGUCGAUGAAACUUGCUACUGUGAAUCCCGAGCUGAACUUUGAUAUCGAACGAAUAUUAUCCAAAGAUAUUCUUCACGCACAAGGAAACAAUGGAGCUCUUCUCGGACUUGGCCCGGGAUUGAACUCACCACAUCCUUUCCCCGGUGCUCCACUGGGAACAUUCAAUAAUGUCCCCAACGCCACGCCAUUUCACUCAUUGCCUCAGAAUGUGUGGGAGAACGAUCUCCAGAGUAUUCUCCAGAUGGGAUUUGAUUCUAACUCUUCUUUGAACAACAUGGGACCAAACGGUAAUCGUUCAUAGGACAUAUAGCGAUAUUUGUUGAUCUUGUAUUCACCCUCGGUUCUGGCGUUUUCCCCUCCAAACAUAAAGAUAGAUGUCUCGAUCGAUCGAGCUGAUUAGCAGGGUGGUGAAGAAUGGAUUUGUAGAUUUCUGGGAAUGCUAGCUGCUGUCAACUAAUGCCUUAACUCUUCACUGCUGAAUUUGUUUCUUUCCACUGGACAACAAAAAAGUAGCUAUACAUAAUUUUCAGAGAUGUAUAGGUUGUUUAGCUCCUAACUCUUUGUUCUUCGAAUUUUAGCAGAAGAAAUGGCAUUUCAUAUUUAAAAUGGGGUUGUCUGUAUGUGUUUAGCUUCAUGCGGAUUUUCGAACAAUAUCAAUAUUAUUGUAUGUGUAAAGUUUGCAAUUUUUCAAAUUUGUA
Ipomoea nil (Japanese morning glory) is the source of this 3284-nucleotide messenger RNA. RefSeq names its product transcription factor bHLH74-like. The record is from RefSeq and is a predicted model, not a curated record. Gene Ontology annotation, molecular function: protein dimerization activity; DNA-binding transcription factor activity. The transcript has 7 exons. Gene Ontology annotation, cellular component: nucleus. NCBI's taxonomy places the organism in Eukaryota, Viridiplantae, Streptophyta, Magnoliopsida, Solanales, Convolvulaceae. The coding region runs from base 1727 to 2887 and encodes 386 amino acids. Gene Ontology annotation, biological process: regulation of DNA-templated transcription.